CGACUAUUUCUUUCUGCAGUUGAUUUUAUUGACUUGCAGCCGCAAUUAAUCAAUUGCAGACUGAUGGAUAAACAUUUAAAAAAACAGCGCGAGUUUUCUUACGCUUUUUAGUGGCAAGACUACUUUAUAGUUUCUUAUUUUUUUCCAAAGUUAGUACGCCAAAUCAAGUUAGAGCUAACGUUAUGUCUACAAAGAAACUAGCCAAAGAACUAGGAUUAUUGAGGCAGCGCAGUCAGUCCUCAAAUGGGUCAAAGAAAUCGCUGGUUUCAAAUCAAAUAUUCUCAUACCUGAUUGUAAUUGAUUUUGAGUCCACUUGCUGGAGAGAGAAAAACAACUACAGCCAGGAAAUUAUUGAGUUUCCUGCUGUUCUGCUGAACACAUCCACGGGGGAGGUCGAGUCGGAGUUUCACACCUACGUCCAACCCCAAGAGCACCCCGUUCUGUCCGACUUCUGCACCGAGCUGACCGGCAUUACACAGAUGCAAGUUGAGGCAGGGAUCCCCCUUCAGAUCUGUCUUUCUCGGUUUAGUCGCUGGCUGCAAAAUCUGCAACUCAGUAUUGGUGUGGUCUUUCCUAAUAGACAGCAGAUACCUUCUGCACCUUCAGCUUCUCAAAAACUGUGUACUUUCCUCACAUGGUCAGACUGGGAUCUUGGAGUUUGUUUGCAAUACGAGUGUAAACGCAAGCAGCUCCACAAACCUGGUGCGCUCAACAGCUGGAUAGACCUGAGAAGUACCUACAGGUUGUUUUAUGACAGAAAACCCAAAGGCCUGAACGGGGCACUCCAAGAUCUAGGAAUACAGUUUGCAGGGAGAGAACAUUCUGGCUUGGAUGACUCCCGAAAUACAGCUCAGUUGGCUGCGAGGAUGAUGAGGGAUGGGUGUGUGAUGAAGAUCACUAGGAACCUGACCCCAUUAAUGGUCAAACCCAUGUUUGGAAGCACAGCCACACACAACAAGGAAGAAAAAUCCAACAGCGAUACAGAGGAAAACGCACUUACCACAAACAAACCCUCAUCAUCCAAGAUUCCUCCCAAAUCACGUCCGAUAAAAUUGUGUUCAGAGUUUCUUACAAGGAAUUUAAACAUAAAGGAGAAGUCGGGUUUAGUUCAGGAAUCUGUUCCAAUCUGUCAAAGUGUGAUCUCACCAAAGACGCUGCUGAAUGGUACAACUACGCCACCAUGGGGGAGGUCAGUUACAGCAGUCUCUAAUUUUUCCUCUUUGGUUAUGGGAAAUUGUCCUUCACCACACAAUAACAACAACAUCAACAACCUUGUUCUGUGUUCUACUACUGUGGACUGCCUUUCAAAUCAACCUCAGCUAAACCAGACCUCAAUAACAGAAGAGACAACAGGUGUUGUGGAGCAAGAAGAUGAAGAUGUUUUUUUAGUGGAAACAGAGGACAGAUGUGGUUCAUAUGAUGGUGUGGUGUUGGACGAUGAUGAUCAUGCCAUCAGUGAAACAGAGAGGGAAUUUUUCGUUGACUUUGACAGUGGAUGUUAUGUGUGGGAGGAGACUGCUGAUGCACAUUCACCAGGUGGUCGGGUCACACUAAGGGACAAUAUGAGGGAAACCGCAUGUACUGAAAACAACUUUGAAACUCAACAGGUGACCAGUAAGUCUUCAAUGACGUCUCUGUCUACAAAGAACAUGAGAUCCGAUGCAAAUGUGUCUAAUCACUUAAAAGAAAUCAGGCAGUAUUCAAUGAUCCCAAAGUCCAGUAAUUAUUUUGCUGCGCCUAAAAUUGGUACUUGGAAUUCCAAAUCAAACCAGAACAAAACAGGACUUAAAACCUGUUUACAAGUCCAACAAAAGUCCAGUGAGCCCCAUAAAAACAUCACGACAAACACACCCUUUCCCUUCAAACACAAACCCUUCAUGCCAGAAAAAACCUCCACCCCUAAUUCAUCAUUUGCCAAACCCAAAGGAGUCACUGCACAACACAAAAAUCACAGAGAGACUCUGAAGUCUUCCUUUGCCAUCUACACUGACCCAGAAAAACCCUCCCGUCCCUCCUUGUGUCGCUCUGUUCCCACCUCCAACAGUGUCCUUUCCUCUUUGUCGACCAACAGACUCUCCUCACAUAACAAUCUUUCUUCCAUUUCCGCAUCAGUGAAAGGAGGACCGAGGAUCACAUCUCCACUGUGUGCAUGUGGGCGUCGUGCCAAGCGUCAGGUUGUAUCCAAUGGUGGCCCGAACCACGGGCGAGGGUUUUAUUGUUGUCCGGUCCGCCGGUCAGGCAGCGGAGGAGGAAGGGUCCAGAAGGGAUGUGAAUUCUUUAAGUGGGAGUCAGCUCUGAUAAAGAGCAGUUCAAUGGCCUCUCCUGCUGUCAGGUCCUCCGUCUCACUCUGUCACAUCAACUCGACUCUGAGCUGUCGGCCACCCCAGAGAUCAACGAUAAGAAAGAGCUGUUAACUUGUUGUAGGAAAAAAAAGACACGAUGGUGUGUGUUCUACCUCAGUCACAAAGACAGUUGGCAAAAAUAAUAUUUUGUUUGAUAUUUGUACAAAGAUAAAACAACCAUGUGGGAGAUCUCCUUUUACAAAACUAUAUUCAAUAGUGCAAAUCCAAGCUGUUGUUUUACUGAUAUAUUGAAAGCUCAGUUUAAUUUACUGAUUCUAUUUUGUGUCUGACUAGUUGUUAUUUAAAUUUUUUAGGACAUAAUGAGCAUGAAAGAAUAAUGACAAUUAAGUGAUGAUGAAAUGAUUUAAUAUGUUAAUAUGGUUUUUUUAGAGAAA
Scatophagus argus is the source of this 2737-nucleotide messenger RNA. It is a transcript of the gene eri2, whose product is annotated as ERI1 exoribonuclease family member 2. Gene Ontology annotation, biological process: exonucleolytic trimming to generate mature 3'-end of 5.8S rRNA from tricistronic rRNA transcript (SSU-rRNA, 5.8S rRNA, LSU-rRNA). Gene Ontology annotation, molecular function: 3'-5'-RNA exonuclease activity; nucleic acid binding; zinc ion binding. Bases 183 to 2414 code for a protein of 743 amino acids. Lineage: Eukaryota; Metazoa; Chordata; Actinopteri; Scatophagidae. The transcript has 9 exons. The record is from RefSeq and is a predicted model, not a curated record.